GGGCGCACAGAGGAGCGGUCCGCGGCGGUGAGCGGCGGAGCGCGGCCGCGCCAUGGGCUUCCUGCACCAGCUGCAGCUGCUGCUCUGGAAGAACGUGACGCUGAAGCGCCGGAGCCCGUGGGUCCUGGCCUUCGAGAUCUUCAUCCCACUUGUCCUCUUCUUCAUCCUGCUGGGGCUGCGGCAGAAGAAGCCCACCAUCUCAGUGAAGGAAGCCUUCUACACAGCGUCUCCCCUGACUUCUGCCGGCAUCCUGCCUGUUAUGCAGUCGCUGUGCCCAGAUGGCCAGCGGGAUGAGUUUGGCUUCCUACAGUAUGCCAACUCCACGGUCACGCAGCUGCUGGAGCGCCUCAACCGCGUGGUGGAGGAAGGCAACCUGUUCGACCCGGCACGGCCCAGCCUGGGCUCAGAGCUCGAGGCCCUGCGCCAUGAUCUGGAGGCCCUAAGCUCAGGUCCAGGCACCUGGGAGAGCCACUUGGAUAGACCUACAGUGUCCUCCUUCUCUCUGGACUCGGUGGCUAGGGACCCACGGGAACUCUGGCGUUUCCUGAUGCAGAACCUCUCACUGCCCAACAGCACGGCCCAGGCCCUCCUGGCUGCCCGUGUGGACCCGCCUAAGGUCUAUCACCUGCUUUCUGGCCCUUUGUCUGCCCUGCACCGGGAGUCAGGCUUCCCUAGGGAUCAGAUGCCUUGGAGCAGCCCGGGAAGCAAUCCCCUACUGUGGAUGGAGGAGCUGCUGCUGGCCCCUGCCUUCCUGGAGCAACUCACAUGUUCCCCAGGCUCUGGGGAGCUGGGCCAGAUCCUCACCAUGCCUGAGGGUCAGCAGUCAGCUCUUCAGGGCUACCGGGACACUGUCUGCAGUGGGAAGGCUGCAGCUCGUGCCCAGCGCUUUAGUUGGUUGGCUGAUGAGCUCCGGAACCAGCUGGACCUGGCCAAGAUCUCCCAGCAGCUGGGCCUGGAUGCCCCCAACAGCUCCGACUCCCAACAGCAGGCACCAUCCCCUCGGAGGCUGCAGGCACUUUUAGGGGACCUGCUGGAUGCCCAGAAGGUUCUGCAGGACGUGGAUGUCCUGUCAGCCCUGGCUCUGCUGCUGCCCCAGGGUGCCUGCGCUGGCCGGGCCCCAGUGCCUUCAGCUGGUGGCCCGAGUGGUGCAGCCAAUGGCACUGGGGUGGGUGCAGGUGCAGGCUCCAACAACACAGCAGAGGAAGGCCCCCCGGCAGCGGCAGCCCCGGCCUCCACAGACACACUGCAGGGCCAGUGCUCCGCCUUUGUGCAGCUCUGGGCAGGUCUGCAGCCCAUCCUGUGUGGGAACAACCGCACUAUUGAGCCAGAGGCGCUGCGGAGGGGCAACAUGAGCUCCCUGGGCUUCACAAGCAAGGAGCAGCGGAACUUGGGACUUCUUGUGCACCUCAUGACCAGCAACCCCAAAAUCCUAUAUGCACCCGCAGGCUCCGAGGCUGACCGUGUCAUCCUCAAGGCCAACGAGACUUUCGCCUUUGUGGGCAACGUGACUCACUACGCCCAGGUCUGGCUCAACAUCUCUGCGGAGAUCCGCAGCUUCUUGGAGCAGGGUGGUCUGCAGCAGCAUCUGCACUGGCUGCGGCAGUAUGUGGAAGAGCUGCGGCAUCGCCCCGAAGCACUGAACCUGUCGUUGGAGGAUCUGCCACCGGCCCUGCGCCAGGACAACUUCUCGCUGCCAAAUGGCACAGCCCUCCUGCAGCAGCUGGACACGAUUGACAAUGCGGCCUGCGGCUGGAUCCAGUUCAUGUCCAAGGUGAGCGUGGACAUCUUCAAGGGCUUUCCGGACGAGGAGAGCAUAGUCAACUACACGCUCAACCAGGCCUACCAGGACAACGUCACCGUGUUUGCCAGUGUGAUCUUCCAGACGCGCAAGGAUGGCUCUCUGCCGCCGCACGUGCACUAUAAGAUCCGCCAGAACUCCAGCUUCACCGAGAAGACCAACGAGAUCCGCCGCGCCUACUGGCGGCCCGGGCCCAACACCGGCGGCCGCUUCUACUUCCUCUACGGCUUCGUCUGGAUCCAGGACAUGAUGGAGCGCGCCAUCAUCAACACCUUCGUGGGGCACGAUGUGGUGGAGCCCGGCAACUACGUGCAGAUGUUCCCCUACCCCUGCUACACGCGCGACGACUUCCUGUUUGUCAUUGAGCAUAUGAUGCCUCUCUGCAUGGUGAUCUCCUGGGUGUACUCCGUGGCCAUGACCAUCCAGCACAUAGUGGCUGAGAAGGAGCACCGCCUCAAGGAGGUGAUGAAGACCAUGGGCCUCAACAACGCGGUGCACUGGGUGGCCUGGUUCAUCACUGGCUUCCUGCAGCUGUCCAUCUCUGUGACGGCACUCACUGCCAUCCUCAAGUACGGCCAGGUGCUCAUGCACAGCCAUGUGCUCAUCAUCUGGCUCUUCCUGGCUGUGUAUGCCGUGGCCACCAUCAUGUUCUGCUUCCUGGUGUCGGUGCUGUACUCCAAGGCCAAGCUGGCCUCAGCCUGUGGUGGCAUCAUCUACUUCCUGAGCUACGUGCCCUACAUGUAUGUGGCCAUCCGCGAGGAGGUGGCCCACGACAAGAUCACUGCCUUUGAAAAGUGCAUUGCGUCCCUGAUGUCCACCACAGCCUUUGGCCUGGGCUCCAAGUACUUUGCCCUGUAUGAGGUGGCAGGUGUGGGCAUCCAGUGGCACACAUUCAGCCAGUCUCCAGUGGAAGGUGAUGACUUCAACCUGCUCCUUGCUGUCACCAUGCUGAUGGUGGAUGCAGUUGUGUAUGGUGUGCUCACCUGGUACAUUGAGGCUGUGCACCCAGGCAUGUAUGGGCUGCCCCGGCCCUGGUACUUCCCACUGCAGAAGUCCUACUGGCUGGGCAGUGGGCGGACAGAGGCCUGGGAGUGGAGCUGGCCUUGGACACGUGCCCCCCGCCUCAGCAUCAUGGAGGAGGACCAGGCCUGUGCCAUGGAGAGCCGGCGCUUUGAGGAGACUCGCGGAAUGGAAGAAGAGCCCACGCACCUGCCCCUGGUUGUGUGUGUGGACAAGCUCACCAAGGUCUAUAAGAACGACAAGAAGCUGGCCUUGAACAAGCUGAGCCUCAACCUCUACGAGAACCAGGUCGUCUCCUUCCUGGGCCACAAUGGGGCAGGCAAGACCACCACCAUGUCCAUCCUGACUGGCUUGUUCCCACCAACCUCUGGCUCGGCCACCAUCUAUGGGCAUGACAUCCGCACGGAGAUGGACGAAAUCCGCAAGAACCUGGGCAUGUGUCCACAGCACAAUGUGCUCUUUGACCGCCUCACAGUGGAAGAGCACCUCUGGUUCUACUCACGGCUCAAGAGUAUGGCGCAGGAGGAGAUCCACAAGGAGAUGGACAAGAUGAUCGAGGACCUGGAGCUCUCCAAUAAACGGCACUCACUGGUGCAGACACUGUCGGGCGGCAUGAAACGCAAGCUCUCUGUGGCCAUAGCCUUUGUGGGCGGCUCCCGCGCCAUCAUCCUGGAUGAGCCCACUGCGGGUGUGGACCCUUACGCUCGUCGGGCCAUCUGGGACCUCAUUCUGAAGUAUAAGCCAGGCCGCACCAUCCUGCUGUCCACCCACCACAUGGAUGAGGCUGACCUGCUGGGGGACCGCAUUGCCAUCAUCUCCCACGGGAAGCUCAAGUGCUGUGGUUCCCCCCUCUUCCUCAAGGGCGCCUACGGCGAUGGGUACCGCCUCACACUGGUCAAGCGGCCUGCUGAGCCGGGGGCACCCCAAGAGCCAGGUCUGGCACCCAGUCCCCCAGGCCGGGCACCCCUGAGCAGCUGUUCCGAGCCCCAGGUGUCCCAGUUCAUCCGCAAGCACGUGGCCUCCUGCCUCCUGGUCUCCGACACCAGCACCGAGCUCUCCUACAUCCUGCCCAGUGAGGCUGCCAAGAAGGGGGCCUUCGAGCGCCUCUUCCAGCACCUGGAGCACAGUCUGGAUGCACUGCACUUGAGCAGCUUUGGGCUGAUGGACACCACCUUGGAGGAGGUAUUCCUCAAGGUGUCGGAGGAGGACCAGUCACUGGAGAACAGCGAGGCUGAUGUGAAGGAGUCCAGGAAGGACGUGCUUCCUGGGGCAGAGGGCCUAUUGUCCAGGGAGGGUCAGCCUGGCAACCUGGCCCAGUGCUCAGAGCUGGCCCAGUCGCAGGUGUCGCUGCAGUCUGUGUCCUCGGUGGGCUCUGCCCGUGGUGAUGAGGGAGCCGGCUAUGCUGAUGUCUGUGGCGACUACCGCCCGCUCUUGGACAACCUGCAGGACCCAGACAACAUCAGCCUGCAAGAGGCAGAAGCGGAGGCCCUCAUUCGGGUGGGCCAGGGCAGCCGCAAGCUGGAAGGCUGGUGGCUGAAGGUGCGGCAGUUCCACGGGCUCCUGGUCAAGCGCUUCCACUGUGCCCGCCGCAACUCCAAAGCUCUCUGCUCGCAGAUCCUGCUGCCUGCCCUCUUCGUCUGUGUGGCCAUGACUGUGGCCCUCUCUGUCCCUGAGAUCGGUGACCUGCCCCCGCUGGUCCUGUCGCCCUCCCAGUACCACAACUAUACCCAGCCCCGAGGCAACUUCAUCCCCUAUGCCAAUGAGGAGCGCAGGGAGUACCGGCUGCGACUGUCACCAGACGCCAGCCCCCAGCAGCUGGUGGGCACGUUCCGGCUGCCCUCCGGAGUGGGUGCCACCUGCGUGCUCAAGUCUCCCGCCAACGGCUCGCUGGGGCCCACGCUGAACCUGAGCAGCGGGGAGUCCCGCCAGCUGGCCGCGCGGUUCUUCGACAGCAUGUGCCUGGAGUCCUUCACACAGGGGCUGCCACUGUCCAACUUCGUGCCACCCCCACCCUCACCUGCCCCGUCCGACUCCCCCGUGUCCCUGGAUGAGGACCCGCUCCAGGCCUGGAACACCUCUCUGCCACCCACUGUAGGACCAGAGACGUGGACGUCCGCACCCUCCCUGCCACGCCUGGUGCGGGAGCCGGUCCGCUGCACUUGCUCUGCACAGGGCACCGGCUUCUCCUGCCCCAGCAGCGUGGGUGGGCACCCGCCCCAGAUGCGCGUGGUCACAGGAGACAUCCUGACAGACAUCACAGGCCACAACGUCUCCGAGUACCUGCUCUUUACCUCUGACCGCUUCCGGCUGCACCGGUAUGGGGCCAUCACCUUUGGCAAUGUCCAGAAGUCCAUCCCAGCUUCAUUUGGUGCCCGGGCCCCGCCCAUGGUGCGGAAGAUUGCAGUGCGCAGGGUGGCCCAGGUGCUCUACAACAACAAGGGCUACCACAGCAUGCCCACCUACCUGAACAGCCUGAACAAUGCCAUCCUCCGCGCCAACCUGCCCAAGAGCAAGGGCAGCCCCGCGGCCUACGGCAUCACUGUCACCAACCACCCUAUGAACAGGACCAGUGCCAGCCUCUCCCUGGAUUACCUGCUGCAGGGUACAGAUGUGGUCAUCGCCAUCUUCAUCAUCGUGGCCAUGUCCUUCGUGCCAGCCAGCUUUGUGGUCUUCCUCGUGGCUGAGAAGUCCACCAAAGCCAAGCACCUGCAGUUCGUCAGUGGCUGCAACCCCAUCAUCUACUGGUUGUCCAACUACGUGUGGGACAUGCUCAACUACCUGGUGCCAGCCACCUGCUGCAUCCUCAUCCUGUUUGUGUUCGACCUGCCGGCCUACACGUCCCCCACCAACUUCCCUGCGGUGCUCUCCCUGUUCCUGCUCUAUGGGUGGUCCAUCACACCCAUCAUGUACCCGGCCUCCUUCUGGUUCGAGGUCCCCAGCUCAGCCUACGUGUUCCUCAUCGUCAUCAACCUCUUCAUUGGCAUCACGGCCACUGUGGCCACCUUCUUGCUGCAGCUUUUUGAGCAUGACAAGGACCUGAAGGUGGUCAACAGUUACCUGAAAAGCUGCUUCCUCAUCUUCCCCAACUACAACCUGGGCCACGGGCUCAUGGAGAUGGCCUACAACGAGUACAUCAACGAGUACUACGCCAAGAUCGGCCAGCUGGACAAGAUGAAGUCCCCGUUUGAGUGGGACAUUGUCACGCGUGGGCUGGUGGCCAUGACAGUCGAAGGCUUUGUGGGCUUCCUUCUCACCAUCAUGUGCCAGUACAACUUCCUGAGACAGCCACAACGCAUGCCAGUGUCCACCAAACCUGUAGAGGACGACGUGGAUGUGGCCAGUGAGCGGCAGCGAGUGCUUCGUGGGGAUGCUGACAAUGACAUGGUCAAGAUUGAGAACCUGACCAAGGUAUACAAGUCCCGCAAGAUUGGCCGCAUCCUGGCUGUGGACCGUCUGUGCCUGGGCGUGCGUCCUGGCGAGUGCUUUGGCCUCCUGGGUGUCAACGGAGCGGGCAAGACCAGCACCUUCAAGAUGCUGACUGGUGACGAGAGCACCACAGGGGGCGAGGCCUUUGUGAACGGGCACAGCGUGCUCAAGGAGCUGCUCCAGGUCCAGCAGAGCCUCGGCUACUGCCCGCAGUUCGACGCCCUGUUCGACGAGCUCACAGCCCGUGAGCAUCUGCAGUUGUACACGCGGCUGCGUGGCAUACCCUGGAAGGAUGAGGCGCGGGUAGUGAAGUGGGCUCUGGAGAAGCUAGAGCUGACCAAGUACGCGGACAAGCCGGCUGGCACCUACAGCGGCGGCAACAAACGGAAGCUAUCCACUGCCAUUGCGCUCAUCGGGUACCCUGCCUUCAUCUUCCUGGAUGAGCCCACCACGGGCAUGGACCCCAAGGCCCGGCGCUUCCUCUGGAACCUCAUUCUCGACCUCAUCAAGACAGGCCGUUCAGUGGUCUUGACGUCUCACAGCAUGGAGGAGUGUGAGGCCCUGUGCACGCGCCUGGCCAUCAUGGUGAAUGGACGCCUGCGCUGUCUGGGCAGCAUCCAGCACCUGAAAAACAGGUUUGGAGAUGGCUACAUGAUUACUGUGCGCACCAAGAGCAGCCAGAAUGUGAAGGACGUGGUGCGGUUCUUCAACCGGAACUUCCCGGAGGCUGUGCUCAAGGAGCGACACCACACCAAGGUGCAGUACCAGCUCAAGUCGGAGCACGUCUCUCUGGCCCAGGUGUUCAGCAAGAUGGAGCAGGUGGUGGGCGUGCUGGGCAUCGAAGACUACUCGGUCAGCCAGACCACCCUGGACAAUGUGUUUGUGAACUUUGCCAAGAAACAGAGUGACAACUUGGAACAGCAAGAGACUGAGCCACCCUCAGCCCUGCAGUCCCCCCUCGGGCGCCUGCUCAGCCUGCUGAGGCCCCGACCAGCCCCCACUGAGCUUCGUGCACUGGUGACAGAUGAGCCAGAGGACCUAGACACAGAGGACGAGGGCCUCAUCAGCUUUGAGGAGGAGAGGGCCCAGCUCUCCUUCAACACGGACACCCUCUGCUGACUGCCAGCAGCCAUGUCAGGGAUGCGGCUGGGAACAGGAGUCAAGCGGUGGCUGAGGCCCUACCUAUGCCCCUCGUGCCCACCGCCAGGCCCUGGAGAGGGAGAUUCAAGACCAAGGGGCUUUCUGCCUCCUCCAGCUACCACCGUCCUGAGGCCUGCCCUGAUUGUGCCAAAGGCUGGCCCGGCCCUGGGUUGUGCACACCCUCACCCUGCUUUGCCUUAAACCCCCGGGGUCUGGCCCGGCCCCUCUCCUCGCCCAGCUCCACCAACCCUUCUCCGCAGCAGCCGGGUCAGGCUGGCUUCUCUUCAGCUGACCCUGAUGCCAUAGCCGCAGGGCCAGGGGCUGGGACUGUUCAUCUAUUUAUUUUGCUUUAAGAAGGGGCUCCCUUGCCCUGCUGCCCGGCAGGAAGGUGGCCACCCAUGGGAAGCUGUGGACAUGGCUGGGGCUGCCUUGGCCGCUGRCAAAGUUGCAGUAAUGGACAAGCUGGCCCUGCUGGUCAGGCGAGGGGCUAAAGCCCUCCCUGCCCCCUCCAGCUGCCUUUUCUCGCCCGCCCAGCUUGGCCCCGCCCGCACCCACCUGGGGGCCGGACCUGUGCAGAGCACACAGAUGUUUGUUUUCAAUAAAUAAGCAAAACUCA
Molecule: messenger RNA, 8000 nt
Organism: Urocitellus parryii (Arctic ground squirrel)
Lineage: Eukaryota; Metazoa; Chordata; Mammalia; Rodentia; Sciuridae
Gene: Abca2
Product: ATP binding cassette subfamily A member 2
Biological process (GO): transmembrane transport; lipid transport
Cellular component (GO): intracellular membrane-bounded organelle; membrane
Molecular function (GO): ATP binding; ABC-type transporter activity; lipid carrier activity
Source: RefSeq, a predicted model, not a curated record